AUUACAGAGAAUAUGAGGGGUGUGUGGCCUCCCUGACCAAAAUGGGCCGGCCCCCAAAGAAGCAUGUUACUGUAGGGGGCGGGGCUUUUGACCCGGAGAAGCUUUCAACUUGGACCUUAAAAUAGUUUUCUGCAGAUCCAUGAGACGCAGUGUCCCUCCCUGGAAAGCAUCGUCUCGUCCCUGCUUGGGACUGGUCCUUCCUGGUCCAUCUCUGCCUGGGACCAUUAGGUCUGCAUAUCACUAGCCCAUCUCUGCCUGGGACCAUUAGGUCUGCAUAUCACUAGCCCAUCUCUGCCUGGGACUAGUAUAAAAGAGCAUUACUAGUAUGACUUAUCUGCAAAUGGAUCCUACUCACUAGUAUGUGAGCAGAGCACUAUAACAUAUAUCUGCAGAUCAUCUAUGGUGUGGGAUUAGUACUACUAGUACUACUUGCCUGGGACAAUUAUACUUGCAAACUGCUUGGGGACCUGUAAUCCUGCAGUUGGUCUUUGCCUGUGACCGCUAUAUCUGCAGAUAAGUGACUUAUUAUCACAACGUGGGACCGGUAUCUCUAUAAACCACUAGUUCAGAGCCGGGCAGGAUCCAAUAAAUCAAUCUGCAAGGCAUUAGAUCACCUCUGCAUGGGACACGCAAUUCUCUAUAUUCAUCUGCAGAUCGCUGCGCGGGAGCGAGGGCUGCCUGUAUCUCCGCAGCCAGUGUUCUGAUCCAGGAUCCCAGCUGCCCAGCACAAUCAUCAUUUCUGGAAAGCACUGCAUUAUCUGUCCCUGCUGAGCUGGAAUCCGGUGAUGGGCUGAUUGCUAGCGAGCUGGGACGCUGCCCUGUGCUGGCUUCUCUGAAUCCCUCCCCCCCCGCCUUGCCUGCAUUGGGGAUGCCCUUGGGCACCUAAGGAUCUAGGGGAGACCAUGGAUAAGAUAUUAGAGGCUGUCAUGCAAUCUUCCUACCCCAUGCAUGUGAAGCAGAGCUUGGCCCGACGGGUCAUUGAAGCUUCCAAGCAGCCGGUGGACAGCGAGCAGUGCUGGUCAAUGCUGGAACUUUCCACCAAGCUGUUCUUUUUGGGGGAGUCUCAUUUCAGCAGGGAAACGGCCAGGGAAGUCCUUGAAGUCUAUGGCAGGUACCACCCGGAGGAGUUUGAAGAAUUUUUCAACGCUAGAUUUAUCCUAAGUCUUCUGCAGGAAGGUUACGGGGUGCUGGGAAAGCGGAGCACCCACAUUUUGGAUUAUGUUCAUCUUGGGCUCAAGUUUGUGUCUGACAAGCCCUCGGCUGAGGACAUCUUCAGGUUACUCAGGAUAGAAGUUCUUCGUAUGGUCUGUGAAAGGCCCGGACUGAAGCUCUGUGUUCGGAUCAGCAACCUCUUAGUAUCCUACCCACAAUGCAUCCCGGCUGGGAAACACCAAGUGCUGUUCUGCCAGCAGCUGAUCCGUUCUAUCGGGCAGUUCCAUUGUUCAUCUCAAGCAGAGGAAUACAUAGUGCAGUUUCUGGAUCAGGUCAACAGGGUCUGCGGCCUGCUGCAAAAAAUCUGGAGCUUUCAGACCUCCUUAGUGCUUCCAUGCCUAAAAGAGCUUUUUGCCAUCAUAUCUUCAACAGAUGAGUACGAAGCUCCCUCCAACUGCCUGGCCAGUGUGGUACAGUACAUCCCCCUGGAACUGAUGGAAGGGGUUGUGAAGAAUUUGGCCAAUGCAGACAGUGUCUCAGAUAUCCAGAUAAUGGCCGCCAUUAGCAGAAUGAUUGAUUGGGUCUCGUGGCCGCUGGGAAAGAAUAUCGACAAGUGGAUAAUUGCUUUACUGAAGGCUCUGGCUGCAGUGAAGAAAUUUAGUAUAUUGAUUGAAGUUUCCCUUUCCAAAAUCCAGAAGGUGUUUUCUAAGCUUGUGUACCCUGUGCUGCGGGACGGAGCUCUUUCUGUGCUCAGAUACAUGUUACUGAGUUUCCAGCACUCGCCUGAAGCUUUCCAUCUGAUUAUCCCCCACAUCCCCCAGCUCAUUCUCCAUCUCUCUAAUGAAAACUCAAACUCCGCCACCAAUUGCCUGGAGCAUAUCGCAGAGCUUAUCCAUUGUAUGAUUUUCCGCUUCUCUGGAUACCCUGACCUCUAUGAGCCCAUCAUGGAAGCAGUAAGGAAACUUCCAGUCCCCAAUGAGGAGCGAAUAAAAGUGCUCCUAGGGCAGAACGCUUGGACGGCACAGAAGAACGAGCUGGCAGCUUACUACCCCAGACUGGCAUCCAAAUCCGACACCGGCAAGAUUGGCCUCCUCAACCUGGGAAACACCUGUUACAUGAACAGCAUCCUCCAGGCCUUAUUCAUGGCGUCUGACUUCCGGCACGCGGUGCUUUCCCUGAAGGAGACCCAUUCCCAGCCGCUGAUGAUGAAGCUGCAAUGUCUGUUCGCUUUUCUGGAGCACAGUCAGCGCCCAGCUAUCUCACCGGCGAAUUUCCUGGCAUCCUUCUUGCCUCCUUGGUUUACACCGGGUGUUCAGCAGGAUUGUUCUGAGUAUCUAAAGUACCUUCUAGACCGGCUCCAUGAAGAGGAAAAAACAGGGAAGAGGAUCUCCCAAGCCCUGGCGCAAACCAACAGUAGCUCCGGUGUGAAGAAGACGAUGGCCAGUCACAGAACAUUGCUUGAGCAGAUGUUUGGUGGAAGAAUCACAACGAAAAUCCGUUGCCUGAAAUGUCACAGUGUUUCUUCUAGGGAAGAAGUCUUUACAGACUUGUCACUUGCUUUCCCCCCCACCAAUGAGGCAGCAAAGCAACUCCCACAGCCACUCUCAGCUGGGGAAAGUGGGCCACAGAAAUCAGACUUGACAUGCAAAGUCCAGGAACCUCAAGUCACCAAUUCUCCAGAGACAGUCAGACGGCAGUGGAGAACCAAUGACCCUCCUCCCGGAGAGACUUCAGAAUUCAGUAGAAACGUAGACAAGGCAGAUCCUUUCAUCUCCAGACUGGAAAGCCAAGACGAGAAUAACUGUUCUAUCGUUAGAAACAAGAACCUUCUUUCUGCGACAUUGAAAGAAGGGACUGGAGGUCAGAGGGGUUCCCUGUCUUUGUCCGAUUUAAUCAACCAUUUCUUGUGCCCAGAGAUGCUGACCGCGGACAACAAGUACCGAUGCGACACCUGCGUCUCGCUGCAGGACGCUGAGAAGGUUGUGGAGCUGACCACAGGUCCUCAGUAUCUUAUUUUGACUUUGCUGAGGUUCUCCUUUGAUCUGAAGGCCAUGAAACGAAGAAAGAUCCUUGACAAUGUGUCCAUUCCUUUGGUUCUCAAGUUACCCAUUCAGGUGGCAGGCACAGAACUCAAUGAUGCUCACUUUGGGAAGGACAGUAGAUGCAAGGCUACCAAAGAGUCUGUCACCUACGACCUCUGUUCUGUUAUAGUGCAUUCUGGGUUAUCCUCAGAAACAGGACACUACUAUUGUUAUGCUAGAGACUGCCUGGAAAAAGAUAACAGGAAACCCCCCAGUACUGGGGUUAAAAAGCUAAAUCCUGAUAAACACCUGGACUUGGAAAUUCAGUGGUAUCUCUUCAACGACACCAGAGUCUCGUUCUCUUCCUUCGAAUCGGUCAGCAACGUGACGUCUUUCUUCCCCAAAGACACUGCUUAUGUUCUUUUCUACAAGCAUAGACCUCAGCAGGCUGGGCCAUCGUCAGACCUGGAGGCUGCUGUCGCCUUGUCCCAUGGGGAGGUUUCUCUAAGCAAGGAGUUAAUGGAAGCAAUUUCUAAAGACAACAUCAAGUAUCUGCAGGAGCAAGAAAAGGAAGCUCGGAACCGAAGUGCCUACAUCUCCCCCCUCCUGAAGUCUCCCCUCUGGUGGCAAGACUAUGACAAGGACAGCGAUGAUGAUGGCUCCUCGGGGAGUUUGGGACCAGCAGGAGGGGGUUCAGGGUCUUUCCACGGGCUUGUUUUUUAGGUCUCUGGUUGCUCUGUAUCGUCUCAAUGAGUGGGACUGGUACUGCACAAGGGUAUCUGUGGAUCAGUAAUGAUCAGCCUACAACUGGUGUGUUCAGCUGUACAUACAGCAGCCCCACGUUAGGAUAUAUAUGUAUAUAUAUUGCUUUUCAGCCGCUUAGUAACAAUGCACUGAAGAAAGAUUUGUCAGGGAUACUAACUGCAUAAAGGGCUACAGUGACCAGACUGGAAUAUAUUUUGAACCUCUAAUCAAUUAAUUGUAAUUUUAGACUGAAUACCUUUAUUUUGUUUUGUUAUUUGUAGGGGUUAAAGGCAUUGCUGAGUAUAGAAACCAAUCAGUUUCUUCUUUCUCCAUUAAGCACAACGUCAGCAUUAGGAACAGUACACACUGGAGGACAUUUAUAAACACUGGGCAAAUUUGCACCCAUGGCAACCAACCAGAAGUCUGCUUUCAUUGUUAUACCAGCAGCUUACUGGAAAAA
Molecule: messenger RNA, 4377 nt
Organism: Xenopus tropicalis (tropical clawed frog)
Lineage: Eukaryota; Metazoa; Chordata; Amphibia; Anura; Pipidae
Gene: usp35
Product: ubiquitin specific peptidase 35
Exons: 11
Coding region: 903-3896 (997 amino acids)
Biological process (GO): protein deubiquitination; ubiquitin-dependent protein catabolic process
Molecular function (GO): cysteine-type deubiquitinase activity
Source: RefSeq, a predicted model, not a curated record